Messenger RNA from Alternaria ventricosa, 1428 nucleotides. RefSeq lists its product as uncharacterized. Lineage: Eukaryota; Fungi; Ascomycota; Dothideomycetes; Pleosporales; Pleosporaceae. Gene Ontology annotation, molecular function: acyltransferase activity, transferring groups other than amino-acyl groups. Bases 1 to 1428 code for a protein of 475 amino acids. The record is from RefSeq and is a predicted model, not a curated record. Gene Ontology annotation, cellular component: membrane. Gene Ontology annotation, biological process: polysaccharide biosynthetic process. The transcript has 3 exons.
AUGUCUUUCCUAGCAAAGGCCCCGUUAUCGCUUGCGCGCGCCACCAUCUCGAGCCUUGCUACUCCUCUGGAACCCGCCGCUGGUCCUGGCAAAAUGGCUUCCAACAACCGCCAGAAUGUUACCUGGGUUGAGGGUGUUCGCGGAGUUGCUUCCUUCUGGGUCGUCGUAACACAUUUAUGCAGGGCUUGGGACUACAGCCUGUGGUCGCCACGAGACAACGAGAAUGCGGCACCCCAACUACUGCAGCUACCUUUCCUCCGAUUACCGUUCCAAGGCCGUAUUGGAGUCACAAUGUUUGCCUUCCUCACCGGUUACGUAUGCGCCAUCAAACCACUCCGACAGGCCAAAUCCGGAAACAUCCCAGCUGCACUCGAGACACUGGGCAAAUCUGCUUUCCGCCGUCCACCGAGGCUGAUUAUGCCUGCGACUAUUGCCCUGGUCAUUGCGUGGUUCUUUGCCCAGCUGGGUGCUUUCGAGGUUGCGCACCUCAGCGACUCCCACUGGUUCCGCCGUUCCGUCCCGACCAACAUUGGUGGUCUUGACACGGAAAUCCCACGCUUAAUCAAGAACUUCCAGACCUCAUGGUCCGGCGCCAACAACGAAUACGACGACCACCAGUGGGCUCUCUUGCCUCUGUUGCAGGGUGCUUUCCUCAUCUACGUUCUCUUGUUCGCCACUGUUUUCAUGAAGUUCCGCAUGCGCCUCUUCACCUGUAUGGUUCUGUUCCUGUGGUACUGGAUGCGCACCAGCCCGGAAAAGGAAACCUUCGAGUGCCAAUUCCUCUACGGUGUCAUCCUCUGCGACCUCGGCUCCGAGAAAAGCUUCCGCGAAUUCGUUAACAGCCGCGUAAAGGCCCGCCGCAUCGCAACCGCCUUCCUCAUCCUCCUCGGCUGGUACGUGGCGUGCUACCCUGGUGAGCACUGGGAGUGGUCGACUUGGUCUGUUCAGCUUAAGAACAUCGGAGACUGGAUCAUUCCUCAAGGCGCGGCAAGCUACCCCAAGCGCUGGACAGCUAUCGGGUGGGAUCUGAUGGUCACUGGAAUCUGGCUAUCGCCUUCCCUGCAGAGCAUGUUCUCCAACAAGCUCUUCAUGUGGGUUGGUCGCAACAGUUUCGCCGUAUACCUUACCCACGGAACGGUUAUGAAGGUCGGCCUUGCGCGCUUAAUCUACGGAUUCAGCACCGCACCCUACCACGUCGAACAGCCAAAGGACGGCCAGGGCGAGGCCAUCGAGCACUACAUUCCCCGGUCUACCAACUGGUUCGUCUGGGCCCUCGCUAUCCCCAUUUUCUUCGUCGUCGAAUACACUAUCGCCCAUCUCUGGACCACCUACGUGGACGCACAGUGCGCGAAGGCCACCAAGUGGCUCGAGGACAAGAUGUUUGAGAAGAACGAGGAUGAGAAGCACGGCGCCGCGAACAUGGCUUAA